Molecule: messenger RNA, 1101 nt
Organism: Venustampulla echinocandica
Lineage: Eukaryota; Fungi; Ascomycota; Leotiomycetes; Helotiales; Pleuroascaceae
Exons: 3
Coding region: 1-1101 (366 amino acids)
Molecular function (GO): carbon-oxygen lyase activity, acting on phosphates
Source: RefSeq, a predicted model, not a curated record
AUGGGCCAACUCACAAGUAUUAUACAAUCAGGAGUCGGCUCUACAAGCUCCCACUCGCGAGUUUCUACACCAGGACGGAUGAAUGAUCUGGAAAAAGCGGUUCAACGAUGGAGUUACAGUUAUCCAAAGGCUACGAGCACCCAUGCUUUAGAAGUGACUUCCGAAAAGGGAGAGUUAAAGCAAGAUCUAGCAUCCUCCAUUCGUCCUAUUGUCGUACCAUUCAUCCAAGGUUUAGGGCACAAGCCUUCUACACAACUCGACAACGAACGUCUGUGGUUAAGUUCGCUUGCGAAAGUUGCUUCCAUGGACAUACCGUGUCCCGAGAACUCGGGAAAUUGGAAGAGGUUGAAGGUGGGGUUCUCUUAUGCUCAUCAUUGUUAUCCGAAUCAUCCCCUGGAGGUCCAGGUAUUCAUCGCCGUAUUCACUCUACUGGUGCAGCAAUUGGAUGAUUUCACGCCUGAAGGGAUGCAGGAUAUCGAAAAAUUCGUUCCACGGCUUUGUACCGGCGAACAACAACCAACCAAUGUCCUUCGAGGAUUGGCCCAGCUCAUGCUGGAGGUACACGACCACUGGUCCCCCGUCCCAGCGAAUCUUAUCAUUUCAUCGUGCCUAAAUUUUGUCACCUCUGCGAUCAUUGAACACAAACGACUAGUACGCAGGGAGACGCAAUUUAGAAGUGGCAAAGCAUGGGCAUAUUAUCUUCGAAAUCUAGAUGGCCUCGGUGACGCCUUCGCUAUAUUCACAUUUCCCUCGGCUCUUUACCCCGAUACCUCGAAAUUUCUACAAGCGAUUCCUGAUAUGGCUAUGUAUAUCGUAUUCGCAAAUGAUAUUAUCUCUUUUUAUAAAGAAGAGUUAGCAGGGGAGGAUGGCAAUUAUGCACACAGCCGGGCGAUAUAUAAUAGCAAGGACGUGGUAACAACCCUGAAUGAUAUUGUCGAGGAUACUGAGGCAUGCUACCGUCGCAUUCGAGAACUUCUCAUGUCCGGAGGAAGCGACGGACAACCCUACGCAAAAGCUUGGCAAGCCCACGAACAAGGAUAUAUUGAUUUUCAUAGGAAUAGUGGGAGAUAUAAGCUUGAGAAGUUGGGUUUAAGUUUCUAG